Lactuca saligna is the source of this 552-nucleotide messenger RNA. Lineage: Eukaryota; Viridiplantae; Streptophyta; Magnoliopsida; Asterales; Asteraceae. The record is from the annotation of a GenBank genome assembly.
AUGCGCACAACAAUUGAAGAUGUUGACAAGAAGCGAAAGGAAAAAGCUUCUCCUUCAACGUCAAAUCCUAAAAGGAGAAAGCAACCAACUCAGAAGAGAAAGACCCCCACUCCAAGUGCAAGCGAAGGUUCGGAGGCUGAUACUCAGUCAGACAUUUAUGUUGAGGAGGAUGAUAAAGUUCGCAACGAGGAUGAACAUAUUCACAACAAAGAAGAGACAUCCAAUCCUGAGGUAACUCAAAAUUUUAACGAUUCAGUUCCUUUUCCUCCUACUUCACCUAAAACUACAUCUAUCCUGAUUACCAUUGCACUAUGCCUUCCACCCGUUUCUUCACAACAAAAAACUAGCAUUCCUCUUUCAAUCUCAAUGUUCACUGAUUCUAUAGUUCCACCUACUACCUCUACCACACCUUUUGUUUCAGUCAAUGUAUCUGAUAUGGGGGCUAAAACUUCAGGUUUCUCAACCCAUGUUACACCUUUUGUUUCCCCUCAUAACCGAGCUGACCCAUAUAUGAUCUUUUAUGAUGCUGAAGAUGAAGAUCAUGGAGGAUAA